AUGGGAAACAAGGCAUGGCACGUUACCGGCAAGGACGGCUUCGAAUCUCUCAAGCAGCAAGAUGACCCAGUCCCUCAGCUUGGUGACAAGGAUGUUCUCGUUCGAUUCCACGGCUCCUCACUCAACUACCGCGACUUGAUAAUCACCAAGGGCCAAUGCCCAUUUCCACAACGCGACAACGUGGUUCCAGCCUCAGAUGGUGCAGGGACUGUCGAAGACGUCGGCAAGAACGUAACAAGAUUCAAGAAGGGCUACAAGGUAAUCACACUCUUCAACCAAGGCCACAUUGCCGGAACGAUCGAUGAUACUGCUCUGGCAGGAGGUGUUGGUGGUCAGGGACUGGUCCACAUGCCACAGAACCUGAACUACCUCGAGGCAUCGACGUUGACCUGCGCAGGCUUGACUGCUUGGAACGCACUCUAUGGCCUGAAGAAGCUUAUGCCGGGUGACUGGGUUCUGACACAAGGUACUGGUGGCGUAUCAAUCUUUGCCGUGCAAUUUGCAAAGGCUGCCGGCGCUAAGGUCAUUGCCACGACAUCCAGCAAAGAGAAGGGUAACAAGCUCAAAGAGCUCGGCGCAGACCACGUCUUGAACUACAAGGAGGACACCAACUGGGGCGCAACAGCCAAGAAACUCACAGGCGGCCGCGGCGUACAGCACGUCGUGGAGGUUGGUGGUCCAAACACCAUGAAGCAAAGUCUGGCAGCUGUUGCUUUCGAUGGUGUUAUCAGCAUCAUUGGCUUCCUUGGCGGUGGUAAGGGCGAGAGCCAGCCUACGUUCUUGGAGGUCCUUACAAACAUCUGCACCGUUCGUGGCAUCUUGGUUGGCUCGAGGCACCAAUUCGAGGAGAUGAAUCGAGCGAUUGAGGCCAACAACAUCAAGCCUGUCAUUGAUCAGAAGGUGUGGAAGCUUGAUCAGGUGAAGGAUGCUUACCAGUAUAUGUGGGACCAGAAGCACUUUGCUAAGGUCUGCAUCGAGAUCGACUAG
Fulvia fulva is the source of this 987-nucleotide messenger RNA. Its product is annotated as Zinc-type alcohol dehydrogenase-like protein. Gene Ontology annotation, molecular function: oxidoreductase activity. NCBI's taxonomy places the organism in Eukaryota, Fungi, Ascomycota, Dothideomycetes, Mycosphaerellales, Mycosphaerellaceae. The coding region runs from base 1 to 987 and encodes 328 amino acids. The transcript has 3 exons. The record is from RefSeq and is a predicted model, not a curated record.